Molecule: messenger RNA, 3576 nt
Organism: Oncorhynchus gorbuscha (pink salmon)
Lineage: Eukaryota; Metazoa; Chordata; Actinopteri; Salmoniformes; Salmonidae
Product: src-like-adapter
Exons: 8
Coding region: 398-1243 (281 amino acids)
Molecular function (GO): protein binding
Source: RefSeq, a predicted model, not a curated record
GUGUGAACUGUGGAACUCUUACGGUCAUUAGUAAUAGUGUAGCUGACAUGCUUCCUCUGGCUGAUCUUCAACACACAGAGCCAAACACCACACUCAACUAGAAUCCCCUGCUACUGGCCCUCCAAGCCUGACGACUCCACACGACUCAGCAGCUAGAGCCACCUCUCAGGUUUUGCCGUCUACUGCGUGUCCUGGUCGAGAUAGCACUCUGGCUGUUAAUAGGGAAGAUACAACAUGCACACAUGCACAUGCAUGACAGGGACGCAGGUGCUGGAUGGGGCCUUCACUGACCAGCCAGAUUACUCUCUGUCUACUAUCGGAAGUUUGUGUUGAUGACUAGUUUGAGGACCAGCUAUACCGUAUGUUCGUCUGUCCUCAGACCCAUUAGAGUGCAGCUAUGGGGAAUGUGAUGUGGGGACAGGGAGCUGGGAACAAAACAAAUUCAAAAUGCCAUGACAGUGCAUUAAAGGCAGGAGAAGACGAGACGCUUGUCGUUCUCCAUGACUAUCCUUCUCCAGACAUCAGUGAGCCGAUCUUUAGGAUGGGAGAGAAGCUGAGGGUCUUGUCUCAGGAAGGCAACUGGUGGAGAGUUCGGUCUGUCCAAUCAGGAAGUGAAAACUACAUCCCUAACAACUAUAUUGCCAAAGUCUACCAUGGAUGGCUGUUUGAGGGAGUAGUGAGGCAGAAGGCAGAGGAACUACUUAGUCUCCCUGAAAACAGAGUGGGUUCCUUCAUGAUUAGAGAGAGCACCCAGCAGAGAGGUGUCUACUCCAUGUCUGUAAAGCACAGAUCCAUCCAGCACUAUAAAAUCUUUCGCCUGGAGAACAGCUGGUACUAUAUCUCUCCUCGUCUGACUUUCCAGUGCUUGGAAGAGUUGGUAAACCACUACUCUGACUCUGCAGAUGGUCUGUGUUGUGUUCUCACUGGCCCGUGUCUGUCUGGGACUAUCAGCCCCAUAGACAUCACCUCUCAGCCACCCCCUGUAAGGAUGCGACACAACAACUUUGACUGGAAGAAAAUAGACAGGAAAGAUCUAAUCAGUGCAGGGGCUGCGCAGGGCCAGGAGAACAGGAAUGCCAUGGUGAGCUACGGUGUCAGAAACAGCAUGGCCUCUUACCUCUCUCUGGUCGGGGAUCAUGACCCAGGACAGCAGAAGAAGAACCGCAAGAAGAAGAGCAAAUCUGUCUGUGUGACAGACCACAGCAUCAGCCAUAUGGACUUGGAUGAGGACUAUGAUAUGUAAUGGCCUGGAUGGUACACAUAUAUAGCCUAGGCUAGAGGUUCCCUGUCAGUCAGUCAACUUCGGUAUUAGAGGGGAGUUGCACUCUUGCUUUUUCGGCUGAAGGAUGUACAAUCACGCCUGACAAGGCCAAUGAAAUCCACACCUCACUGGAAGUCCCACCUUCCACAGGUGAUAAACGUGAGGCUCAGAUUCAUUCCUUCAAUUUAAUACCACUCUUCACCGAGCCCAGGAACAGGCGGUGCUGGGUCAAACAGGUGUUGUACCUCAUUUCCCUCCUUCAGGGAACAGUAGUUAUGGUCAUAAUGUUACAUUUUCCUUCAGUCAGUCAACAUACUAUGGGGAAAUAUUAUCACAUCCACGAGAUGCUGUAUGAGUAUAAGUGGCAAGUGUUUGAGCUCAGGUGCCAAGAUAAAGGGCUGGUUCAUUUUCAGUGCUCUGGGAAAUACUUGUUUCUACAGGAGCUUUAAAAGCAUUCUCCACUUUAAAAAUAUAUAUGGCCGCUAUCUCAGCACGUGGGAAUUGACUGAGCCUCACCAGGGGCUCACCCACUGGUGUUGCAGUUACUGAAAGGUGUACACCCUUCCUGUACUCAGUAUCGGGCGACUCUAAGAUGACCUUGUGUCCAAAUGUGGCCUUUGCCCUAAAAGUAAUGGCCAUGCCCUACAAGUCCUUAGCUUUUGAGGUGUUUUGCUUUUUUGCCUCCUCCAUUUGCUUCUGAAGAGCAACAGAGGUUAUAUGCCCUGUGUCUGGUGCAAGCUCUACGCACAUACAUUGAACAACCUGGGUUUUCCGGUUGUGUGACCAGAUUUUUGUCUGUUUUGCUAAUCCAGCUCAGUUUCAGGGCACUUUGAGCAGUGUCUCUCCCACUGGAUCUCCUGCCAUAAAACAGCAAGGGACAAGGGUUACCUAGUGGAGUAUGCACCCACUCCACCAGGGGGCUGGCAGCAUUUUGGCCGUUGUGUAAAGGGUUGACGAUAGGAGAUAUUUGUGCUGCGGCGAGUUGGGCAUCACCACACACUUUUGUAAGGUUUUAUCACUUGGAUGUCACUUCUCCCAGUGUAGCUCACAGGGUGCUUACAGCUGGGACAGGGGAAAGUCACUAAGCGGGUCUUCCAGCGAGGUGCGGAUUUCAUUGGCUUUGUCAGGUGCAAUUGUGUUCAUGACGAUAGAUAGAAUAUGAAAAUGUAUGUCAUUUUUGUUUUGUUGUUAAAGGUUAAUAGAUUACGUUAUUAACGAAAACAUUGUAACGUGAAGAGUUUGCCUAGUGUAUGUUUGAUGUUUAUACAUUGUAUGUUGUAUGGAAAAUAUCCAAAUCAAAGAGAAUGUUUUGGGGAAGAUGAAAUGUGAAGUUAGUUGUCUAAAAUUGGGUUUGAGUAAAAUCUAGACCCUGCCCUCAUUAACUUGGUACGCCCAGAGAACUGCCCUAAAGUCGGUUACGCCCACUUCUGACCCAAGGGUAUAAAACCUGUGAGUUUAGAAUUUACGGGAGACUACGUGACCCAAGCUGCAGCCAAGGUCUAAAACGUCAACAAACCCAGAACGCAAGACAAGUUUGAAGACAAAGAAAUUAUUUUCUACCCAAGCUACGGAUGAGUAGCUGUGUCUAAGCGGGUGAAUUCAAGCCGGACCCCCUUAGCAUCCAGUCCCAGCUAAUCAUGGUACCUAAAGGGGUUCAUUCCUAUGCUGUGAGCUGCAGAGCUGUCUGUCCUCAGAAGACCCCUUCCAGGGUGAGGGAACAGACUCCUAAGCCAAAAGGACACUGACAUCGGGAGGACGAUCAGAGAGGUGCACAGGAGAAGUGCGUCAUUGAGCAGCUGAACGGUCCCCUGAAUGAUCCACGCAGAGAAUCCUCUGAGAUCUACCCCACGUAAUUACAUCAUUAUAUUCUGACCCAUAAUAGCGGCAGUUUGGGGCAAGGCUAGGGUUAAAAUAAGCAUAGUUGACAAAUUCACCCAAAUGUAUAUUUCUCUCGUGUACUUUCUCUUUUUCUCUCUCUUUGAAAUCUCCAUUUUGGGUAACACGCGCCAUAGUGUGUUGGCCCGUUAUACUAAGUUCUAAUCAAUAGCCUAUAAUGUGUUUUGUCUAUGUGUAUCUUAUAUCAUCAUUUUAGCUUUUUAGUAAAUAAAUAUUAAACUAAGAUUGGUGUGGUACGAACUCAUUGGUGAGACCCGGGUCCGUGCAGAUUCACGGGCUAUACGACGUUCAGAAUAAGAUUGUAAGAGGUAACUGGUUAAUUAGCAGCUGUUGUAAAAUCGAUAUUCUGAUAUUCUUUGAGUUAAUUUGGGAAAUAGAAACUCAAUAAAAACUUGUUUUCCCAUGGUGCCCCAGGUUAA